This is a messenger RNA of Plasmodium coatneyi, 8751 nucleotides long. RefSeq lists its product as uncharacterized. The record is from RefSeq and is a predicted model, not a curated record. NCBI's taxonomy places the organism in Eukaryota, Apicomplexa, Aconoidasida, Haemosporida, Plasmodiidae. The transcript has a single exon. The coding region runs from base 1 to 8751 and encodes 2916 amino acids.
AUGAAAGGAAGCAUGUCGAGAAGCGGAAGCAUUAACUUGUACAAUAACAUAACCGAUAGCCUGUCCAAAUUAAAAACGAUAAUAAAAUAUGACGAGGAAAACGAUGUGGAUAAGGGAGGGGGAGAGGCGCAACAGGGGAAAGCACAUGAAGCAGCGCACUGCAAGAUAACUAAAGACGGGCCUAAUGGUGCAGCUAAGUACCGUUUGUUAGGCGGGACGCAGACUGCGGAUGGGGAUCCAACCCACAGUCCAAGGGAUGAAAGGAAGGCGCACAGAACGAACAAUAAAGAGAGGGAACUGUUGAGGAGUAUAGCCAAGGCUAAUUCGUUAAAAAAAAUAGAAAAAAAUAUAAGUCUUUUGUUAAGGUCGGAUGAUGAAGAGGGGGAAAUAGAGGAAGAAAAAGAGGAACACCAUUAUGACGGAAGUGAUGGAUGCGUGGUAGUGGGACGUGGCACUGUGUUCGCACCGCGGCACGAUUACCACCAAAGGGAAGGCUGUUUACCCAACGAACCCUACCCCUCCACUGUACAAACUCAUGGGCAAAUUAGAAAGAAAAAUUGUGACGAAGCAGUCGAAAUGGAUAGGGACGUCAAUUAUAGGAUCAAUGCUAAUUAUAAAAUGGGAGGAAACCUGGACAGUCUGGAGAGAAUUCCUCAGUUUAGUAGCACUGGGUGUAAGGACAAAAUAAGUUAUAGGAAGUAUCUGAUCCAGAGUGGGUACGCCGACAUGGUCAGCACGGAUGGUCCUGUGGGGAAGAACCAAUUGGAUCUGUCACUCAUGUCAACGGAGGACCUUAAGAAGGAAUUUAGUUUUUACUCCCUGAGCGAAAAGAACAGCGUACACAAGUUUUCCCUCCACAAUAAUGACAUGUUGGAUCUGAGCCAAAUUUCGAAUUUUUCAAAAUUUUCAAAUUUUUCAAACGGCAUGAGGGGAUCCAGCAGGUCCAAUUUCGCCAAGGGGUCCAAGCCGAAAGAGGCAACAAUGAGCGAUAGCAACACGUCAGUCAGCUCGUUCACCUUCAAUGGGAAUUCCAGCAACUUCAUCGGCAGGGACCUGGCAGGGGAAGAAGAACCUGAUCGGCGGGACGAUCAUGGUGAACACGUAAUUAAUCCAUCCAUUGACCUGAACAGUGAUCACAGUGCAAAUAUCCAUGGGAAAGUUUUUUCCUGCUCAGCUAACGGUAUAGAGAAUAAAGCGUUUAGCAAGCAAAAAAAAUCAGACAUAUAUAUAGCGGUGGAUAAUACUAGCAGUAAUAGCGGAACGUACUACGAGAAUAGCCUCAAAAGUAACAGAAGUAAUUUAGGCACUAGUCGCCAGAACACCUUAGAUGAGAGUCAUAGGACUUACUUAGGUAGUGGAGAUUACUUUGAUCCCAAUUUAAGUCAUACGAAGGUGGACAAAAGUGCCUUACCUGGUCGUCAUGUAAUUCUUCACACGAGGAACAAUGAACUGAAUGAAGCGCUAAAUAACCUAAAUGUUAACAAAAUAAACCCGAAUGGUAAUUCCAGUUGGGUAAAAAGUGGUGAAGUGGCUUCCUUAAAAAGCAGUGGCAAUUUUGUCAGGAGAAAUUACCUCAACCUAAACAGCAGUAACCAUGUAGAUCUGGCCCAUUCACAGAUGAGCGUAAAAGCGAACGAAAUAAUAACUGAUCAAGCAGAGGAUCAUGGAGCGAGAGAAAAGAAAAAAGAAAGCAUACACCUUAGCACAAACAUCGAUUUUGACAAUAAUAUUUUUAAAAAUUACAAUAAGGAAAAGAAAUUAGAAGAAGGUAAAAAAUAUGGUAGCGAUGUGGAAGGACGUCAACUGUCCGAGGAAGUGAUGAGCGAAGUACUCACUCACGCUGCUUCCUCUGGUAAAGCUGCAGUGAAAGACGAAGCGGAUGGUACUCUCCCCAUUAGUGAAGACGAUGUGGAUAGGAAAAAUAUUAACGAAAUUUACAAAAAAAUAAACUCCAUUUCGAUGCUCAAUGAUCUUAGUUUGAACAAAUUGGAAAGUUUAAACAGCAGUAUUAUGGACAUAUAUACGAAAAAUAACGAUGAGGGCAAAUUCCUCGAUGAUGUCAUUUUGGACGAUAGUAUUUUUAUUAAGUCGAACAGUUUGUACAGAGAGGACGGCAGUCCGCAUGUCGUCACUCCUCAAGGGGACCUCCCCCCCGAUGAUUACAGGAAAAGGUUUUCCUUUUCCUCCGACCCGGAUGCGGCGGAUAGCCUUUUUAAAAUUUCGCUCAGUUGCAACGAGGUGGUUCUCCCCAAGGGUGAAUCAUCUGGUCUAAGGGGUGAUGCUGUGUCUACGCAUAGCAAUCGCCCAGACGUGGAAGAAGCGAAAAAGGAACAGCAACAAUCUCCAAAGGUUGGAUCUGCACCAAGUAAUGAACGCUCACUUGAAGUAACUCACUGUAACCUUAAGCAAAGGGCGGAGUCUAGAGAAAGGUCUAAAUUUAGAGAAACCAAACAGGAGCAAUCCGAACGAAGGAGCAACUCAAUCAAUCAGUUGAAGGACAAGUAUAGCAAAAGGAAGGAUGACACCAUGGAAAACGAAAUGAAGUUUUCUGAGUUACCUUCCCAGUUAGAUAAAAAUAUGUUACUGAAAAAUACAUUGACAUUGCAGCGUAGUUAUAAUAAUAUGGAGUGGAGGAAAUCCAAGACAGCCACCUUGGACCAAUUCACAACCUCUUCCAGUGACCUACCACGAAAUGAGAGAGACCAGAUGGAGAAACGUAGUAUUUCCAGAUCGCCCCUCAACAAAACGGACAGUAUAAAUAGUUUUUCAAAGCACGACAUAUAUGUGCAUGAAGAUAGGUUAUCUAGAGAAGAGGUAGAUAAUCUGCCAAACUUAUUUUUAAGCAAAAGCGGAUUUUCGAAGUGCCCCUACGUGGUCAGUAAACCCUCAGGUAUGAGUAACACAUUGGGAAAAGCAUAUGAAGACGCUCCAGAUGAUCUGCAUGCACUUCCAUCAGGAGGGUAUGACAUAAGGAAUGAGCCCAACAGUCUUUCAAUUAGUAAUUAUUCUUCCCUCACAGGGAAGGCAAAAAAGGGGGAUCAGGUGAACCAAGUCAAUUCCUUCUCAUCCGUUUUUCCCCACGAUGAUAAGGCGAACUAUGGAGACCCAUCCAAUUGUUUCCGUGGCGGCACCAGCGGGGGGAUGAGGCGCAAAAGAAGCAUAAGUGACUGCGAGGGGGAAAGCGCAAACGCGUAUAAUGAUAUCAGUGUGGACAGGACCCAUAGUGACAAUGCAAAUGGGGUGGGAGACUGUUCCGCGUAUGAUCCGCAGGAGGUGAAAUGGGGUAACGGGGGUGCCCGUCCUGAGGAUGAAUGUACUGGUGGUGAGUUUACCGGGGGUGGACAUAACAUGUUCAUCAGUGCAAGCAAAUGUAGCAUGCGAAGCAGUGGCAAAAUGGAAUGGAGCAAGACAAAGGGGGGGAGGGGCUCCAUCGAAGAGUCCCACAACAUGCCGAAUGAGUUGGGCAUAUCGAAAAGGACAAGCCAUUGCGGAGUUAACCACGUUAUUGGUGCAUGCCCAGAUGAAGAAAUAUCUACGUGCAAAGAAGAAGGUACGCGCUUUACCCCCCACACGAAUGAAGACACCAAUCAUAUGCAUGACGUUUCCUAUGAUAGACCUCCCAUAAAUGGAAACCUGGGACAAAGUCAAAAUGGUAACCCACUUUUUUUAAGACAACUGAGCAGAGGGACCGACUCCGAAAGAUCUUCAUCUGUAGUGAGAUCCAGUGGGAAGGAGGUACCACCGAAUGAAGGUAAGUUCUGUCCACUGGAUAAGAAGACCUCUCUGGAGGAGGGAAAAAUCCCCCCAAUGGUGAACAAUAGAAGUGUGGAGGGAAUAAACUACUCAUCGCAACUCUCCAAGGAGGACGAAAUUAAGCACAGCGGGAUGACAAGCAUGCCAGACAUUCUCCACUUUAGUGAGAACAAAAACUCCUCCAUUUUUUUUUUCGACAACAUACAUAAUUCGUCGGAGUAUGACUGCAUUCCGAGGCCGUUGCACAGUUCGUACUUUGAGAGUAAGCGAAAGAUUUCUCAGGAAAAGGGGGAAGCAAUUAAAGAAGGCCAAACGGAAUUUCAACCGAAUGGAAACCCAUUUCAGAGGAUCACCAAGGGAAAUGUUUCCAGGACGUCACCCCUAUCUGAAGGGAACCCCCUUAUCAGUCGCUCCAGCAUGAAUGGAAAUGCGCCCUUCCCAAGUGGGGAAAAUGAAAAACUUUUUGAAGAGGACAUAAUGCGCCAGGAUAAAACACACAGAAAGGUGAGCGAAGAAAGGGUACCUGGAAGACAGGGGUAUCUAACAAGCAGGACUGGAUCAUGGAAGGAAUUGCAAAGAAGUAGCAGUACCACAUUGGUUAGUGGGCCCAGUGGAAAAAUCACACCACCAGGGGGGUUCACCAAUCAUCCCACAGUUGAGGAACACACGCAUGACCAUCGAAGGAACAGCGUUGAUGAAAUUUUCGUAAAAGAAGACGUGCAGCAGAAGGGGCCCAUUGAUCGGAAUACCAUCCCGCGUAGUGAAGGGGAAAAACAACGGAGCGUCGAACAAGUGCAAUCCAAAAAGGGUAUGCAAGCGAAAGAUAAAACGCCAAGUGAAGCUGCGAAUGAUGUAUUAGAAACAUGCAGCACGAGUUACUCCUUCGAAAAAAGCGAAAGGAGUGGAAUAAGUGAGCAGAAAGGACAAGCAGAGAAACCCUACCAGUAUGUACUCCAAGAGGAUGACAAAAUAGGUGAACCUCCGCAAAGAGGCAGUAGAAGCAUAGCAACAGAGUAUGACUCUACAGACGUAGGAGGUACAAAUGGAGAGAAGAGCAACACGAGGAAGAUAACCAUCCCCCCGAGUGAGGAAAAAAGAAAAGUGCGUCCUAACUGCUACGAUGAAGGAGAUAACUUGCCAUUCGCACAUGGUGAGGAAAAAAGCGGUAACGGUUACACAGGAAAGAAAGGCAACACAAAUGGAUUAUCCCCCAAAUGUAUACCAAAUGAUUUACAUGUGAAUAACGACAUUCACCACGAUCAUCAGCGGAGUGACAAUGAAAAGGUUCCUUCUAGGGAGACGCAUCCGCGUAGUGGUAGCAACGGGGAUGAUCAUUUGGACCCCAGACAUUUUAAUAAAAAACCGAGUGUAGAUUAUCAUAUGGUCCAGGGUGCAGGGGGGAAAGGGGCCGACUACAUGGAGGGAGAGAAGCAUCACGAAGAAACCUGUACAAGGAAUACACAGUACAGUACAAAUUCAAAUGGUCCUUAUGGAGACCCUUACAGAUGCAACAGUGGUCAAGCGGGUUAUGUGGAACAGAGUAGACACAGCUACAGCUAUGAGCAUGCUGCUGAUGAACGCGAAACAUUUUCAUCCAAAGAAAGAGAAGAAAACUACACAUCCCAUAAGGGUAACAUGGGUGAUUACCCCUACGGAAGGUAUUUCAGUAAGGGAAAAGGGGAAAACGAGUUUUAUCAUAAUCACUACAAUGAUGAAGUGAGAAGUAACGGGGAACAUUCCAGGAGAGGUGCAUUAAGUGAAAAUGCAUAUCUCGGUGCAGUUAAGGUGGAAGGGAUGGGACAGAACAAGAGAGAAACUCGCAGCGGGAGAGAUAUGCGUCAGAGGGGUUAUAAGGAGGAACAUGGUAACGGUUUUCAAUCAGAAAAGAACCCGGUAGGGGAUAAAAAUUCAUAUGAGAGGAACGACUCGUUGAACACAACUCAACCUUACGGAAUGAGUCACCCGAUGGAGGGGGAAAGGAAGAUGAACGCGCAUAUCUGUGGAAACGGAAGAGGUACCCAUCCAAGUGGCAUACACACAGAGGGAGGUGGCCGAAGAAACGGAGAAGACAACGUCGUGAAAAGGAAUAACGAGAUAAUAAUGGCACCAGAUCGUUUGCAAAACCGAACUGAUUCAACCAACCUUGAAAGAAUGAAAGAAAGGAGCACAUAUAAUCACGCGGGUGGAGAUUUUCCUGAGGAAAGGCCAACACAGGAUUACCCUUAUGAUGGUAGAUGCCGAAGCAGAGACGCAAAUUAUCCGAACGAGCAAGCCAGAAAAGGGGACAACUAUCAUGGAAGGGAUAUUGUAGAAAUGAAUUCAACGAACACGUACGAGUUAAAAAAUGAUGAGCAAUUUGAAGCAGACAUGAUUAAACACAAGUACAGCAAAAACGGCACGCAGCAUUAUGGGGAUGAGAACAGUCAGCCGAUUUAUCCAUUCAACGAAUUUCUCCCAAAUGAUAAGGUCCGUUCUGGCCAUUUGGGUAAUCUUGCGAGGGAAGAGGAAUUCGUUAACCGUCUCAUGGAAGGGAAUGUCCGUGAGAGGUAUAGCUCUUUGGGGGGAUGCGAAGGGUACGAUAACUGGCCUGAAAGGGAGGGAGUGAUUAGGGAUCGGGGCAACGAAAGGUAUGGCCCAAGUUGGAGUCGCGAUGGAGACUACCGUUAUGGCGGACAUUGCGUAGAUCACCACCGGGAGAAGCGCUACGGCAGCUACCCCCCCCUGUACGAAAACUUGGACGAACAUAGUAUGAUGGUUAUCCCCCCUAACAGAGUGGAAAAAUCAAAAACGAGCGUAAAGAUUUUGGACCAUAAUUAUGUUUCCAGUGGGACCCCCCAUGGAGAAGAUUUCCACGGACCAGUUAUGCCAAACGGGGCGUAUGUAAAGGCACACACAUCUUAUGUGGCCUACGGGGGGGGAGGCAAAUGGAAGGGAAACAGUACACAGCCGCUUGGAUAUACACACCUAGAGGAAAAGAAAGAAGCUAUUUAUAACUAUAAGGAGGCACAUUUAAAAUAUGAUAUGAAGGGAGAGUUAUAUAAGGGGAAGUACACGGAGAGUCCUCACCAGUAUGGACAGUGCUUACACGUGGGUGGAAGAAGCAACACUACACUUCCGUAUGAUUACUACUUCGAUGAAGGUGCGCGAAGCGAAGUUGUGCGGCGGAAUAGUAAGUAUGCCCAGGAGGAGUUGCACAGAAAAGGCGAAAAUGUAACAACAUUCCAGCGUUCUGGAGAGUCAAAGGAGGUAGAUAGUCACAUGGAUAGGGCAGCACCUGCCCCGGCAUGCCAAUACAGUGGCAACAGGGGUGACAACAUAGGUGGGCCAUUACCACUUAAUUACGAGGAGAAAAGAGAGGAUAACACACAUGGAGUGACCCCUCAAAUGGGCGAUGCCUACCCAAAUGAGAAUAAAACGUGGAACUACAGAGAAGGGAAGAAUGAACUACCUUUUAGAAAGGCCAACACAAAUUAUGAGCAUUACAAGGUAGGUAAAGACAUGGGAAGUAACCUUGACGUUCGUAUAUUUAGACACUCGGAGGGGGACACAAUGCAUAGGGGAGGUAUAUCAAGGGGAAACUACCCACUGGAUCACAAUGUAAGUACCAGCAGUGGAAGGAAUGCCAAUUAUAACGAAUUGCUUUACGAACUGUUUAGGGAAAAUAUAGAUAGCCAAGGGAAGGAAAAGAACAGUCAAGUUUUAAAUAAAAUUAUGGAUGUUAUGAUAAACAUACAGAAUGAUUUGAAGGACGUGAAGUGUAAACUGAGCAGGAAGAAGAAAAGUGAUCCCCCGGAGGGGGCACAUGCCCGAAGUGAGGAUAGCGGCCAGCCCAACAGUCAGGAGGGGGGUGCGUGUAAGAGAGAGAAUAAUGGCAAAUCCGGUGGUGAGAAUGACCAAACAAACCGCCUUGAUAGCCGUCCAACCGGGCGUUCCUCCCCCGUGAAUAACGCCGAACAGGAUGCUAACCUGACCCCCGUCCUGAAGAACCUCAACUACGAAGACGUAAAAGACUCAGCAAUCAGCAAAUCGAAUAGGCUAUACCUCUUCAGCAAGUUUUUCACUUCCGUUUUUUACGAGCAUAAUGUGAAGACGCACAAUUUUAUUAUGUUUAAUAUAUACAACACGGAGCAGAAGAGACAAACACACAAAGUGUCUCUCUUCUUGGAAAGGGACUACAACGAUAUCUACAGUCUGGCCUACAACAACUUACUCUUCUACUCCUUUGACUGUUACACCUUCUACAAGUACAUAAAGAGUAAAUUCCAGGGGAGUUACAAAAUAUAUGAGAAUUCUACUUUGUGUCUUUACAUACAGAACAAUUACGAGACGAACUUGAUUAAUCGUCUUUUUAUUGAGCAGAAUAAUUUACACAAAAGUACGUUUCGUCUAAAUGAGAAGAGGAUUCUGAAGACCUGCACCAAGUAUGUGGUGGAGUCGUUCCUAUCCCUACUAGACAAGCAAGUUAACAUAAAAAAUGUUAUUCCUUUUAUGAAGAAGAGGAAUUACGAAAUUGACCAGAAGAAUUUGUAUUUUUUCAUUUCCAGAUUUAACUUGAUGGACAAAAUUUUUAGUGACUCACAUGGCUUCGAAUGCAACAAAAAGGCGUUCGAAAAAUUCUCUCCCAACAUGAGAAAUUUCGCCGUUUUUUUUAAGUACAUACGGGACGCCUCCAACUUUUAUGACUCCCUCGUUGGGGUGGAAACAACACAGGAAGCGAUUUCUGAGCCAACUUCCUCUGCCCACCCCACCAACGCUGCAGGUACUACGGAUGCUCCCCCUUAUAAUCAUACCUACCGGCUUAUCAUCGUGGCCCUGCACAAGGGGAAAUCCUUCCACUACGACAAGGCCCCCUUCAGCAGCUUUAUAAAAUCUGACCAAAGCGAUAUGCACCAAUACUAUAACAAUUACGACUCCAUGUCUUUCUCCAAUGAUGAAGUGGUGCUCUUCAACCUGUCCUAUGCAGUUCCCUUUUACUACAUAGAGUACUACAGGAGUUAG